Messenger RNA from Colossoma macropomum (tambaqui), 1102 nucleotides. RefSeq names its product recoverin a (gene rcvrna). Bases 76 to 687 code for a protein of 203 amino acids. The record is from RefSeq and is a predicted model, not a curated record. Gene Ontology annotation, molecular function: calcium ion binding. NCBI's taxonomy places the organism in Eukaryota, Metazoa, Chordata, Actinopteri, Characiformes, Serrasalmidae. The transcript has 3 exons.
GAAAGAGAGAGAAAGAGAUAGAGAGUUGCAAAAGUAGUUGGACAGUUUCCCCUAUCUGAGGAACAUCUUGAAGGUAUGGGCAACAGCAAGAGCAGCGCUUUGUCCAAGGAGAUUCUGGAGGACCUAAAAAUGAACACCAAAUACUCGGAGGCCGAGCUGUCUGCCUGGUACACCACCUUCCUUAAAGAAUGUCCAAGUGGGCGCAUUACCAAGGAGCAGUUUGAAGGCAUCUAUGCCAGCUUCUUUCCCAAUGCCGAUCCCACCGAGUAUGCACGGCAUGUUUUUCGCAGUUUUGACCUCAACGCAGACGGCACGCUGGAUUUUAAGGAAUACAUCAUCGCAUUGCACCUCACCUCCUCUGGCAAAACCAUGCACAAACUCGAGUGGGCUUUUGCUCUGUAUGACGUUGACGGUAAUGGAACCAUCAGCAAGAACGAGGUCCAAGACAUUGUCAAGGCAAUAUUUAAUAUGAUUCCUGUUGAGGAUCAGAAAAACCUUCCAGAGGACGAGAACACACCAGAAAAGCGUGCAGACAAAAUAUGGAACUUUUUCCAAAAGAAAGAAAAUGACAAGAUUGCAGAAGGGGAGUUCAUACAGGGAGUGAUGGACAACAAAGACAUUUUGAGGCUGAUACAGUUUGACGAGCCAAAGAAGAUUCAGGACAAACUGAAGGAGAAGAAGCAGUAACAUCCAAGCCCACUUUCCCAUGAGACUGUUCACAGCACAUUUCCUGUUUACACACCUAACCUCCUAUGCUACCCAGACACUCUUGGACUCUAGAGGACCUUUUGUUUGUCCACAAAGCAGAGUUAUGACGGACCAGAGUGCACGGACAUGACUCAACCACGUUUCUCCCACAAGCCACUCCUAGCCAAUGUAUAGCCAUACACAGCCUGAGCUAAUCAGGCGUUUCUUGAUUUGAAGAUCAGUUUAUUGACCACUGAUGCCUCAUUCAUAUUCACCACCCAUUCGGUUACAGUGGCAAGAAAGUAAGGCAAAGAGCUUCUGAUGAGAGGAAUUAGGCUCAUGUUAACAAUCCCUCUCUAGCGUAAUCAAUCCUCUUAAAAUCUGAAGGUCAGGGUAGGUAAAUCCUCCAGGGCCA